GGUUUCACUCGGGUAUAUUAUAAUUCGUCCCCGUCCCCGCCUCCAAAACCUGAGACGCGCAAACGCCAACCUCCUCCCCCUCCGGCCCCCUCGCGCCCCAGCCGCCGCCGCCGUCGCCGCCGCCGACUGCAGCCAUGUCGCUGAUCGCGGGUGAGGAGUUCCAGCACAUCCUGCGUGUGCUCAACACCAACGUCGACGGUAAGCAGAAGAUCAUGUUCGCGCUCACCUCCAUCAAGGGUGUGGGCCGCCGCUUCUCCAACAUCGUCUGCAAGAAGGCCGACGUCGACAUGAACAAGAGGGCCGGAGAGCUUUCCGCGGAGGAGAUGGACCGUCUGAUGGCGGUGGUGCACAACCCGCGCCAGUUCAAGGUGCCCGACUGGUUCCUCAACAGGAAGAAGGACUACAAGGACGGCAGGUUCUCCCAGGUCGUCUCCAACGCCGUUGACAUGAAGCUCAGGGAUGACCUUGAGAGGCUCAAGAAGAUCAGGAACCAUCGUGGUCUGCGUCACUACUGGGGCGUGCGUGUCCGUGGUCAGCACACCAAGACUACUGGCAGGAGAGGAAAGACUGUUGGUGUCUCCAAGAAGCGAUAAGCUGCUUCACAAAGAAAGCUGCAUAGCUUUGCGAAAAUGCCGAACGGCGGACGAGCACUCUGUGGACCAUAUCAGCGCCGUCUGUUUUCUAUAUUGAUCAGAUCCCUCCCGGUAUUUACGGGCGCUGUCCCCUGUAGAUGCUCACCCACGCUUGUAUCCCGACCGACGUGACGUGUCCAUGUGCCCAGAUGAGAGCAUAGAAUAAUACCAACCUGUUACCUGUCAUUUAAGAACAGGGCGUUAGUCCAGUGUGCUGUACAGAUUAUGAUACUAGCAACAGUCUUUUACGGUCACUAAACCAAUAGUAAUCACAUGCACAUGGAUUUUAAUUAGUUUAUUAUUUUGA
Molecule: messenger RNA, 939 nt
Organism: Triticum dicoccoides
Lineage: Eukaryota; Viridiplantae; Streptophyta; Magnoliopsida; Poales; Poaceae
Product: 40S ribosomal protein S18
Exons: 4
Coding region: 135-593 (152 amino acids)
Biological process (GO): translation
Cellular component (GO): small ribosomal subunit; ribosome; cytosol
Molecular function (GO): structural constituent of ribosome; RNA binding
Source: RefSeq, a predicted model, not a curated record